AUGAAGUUCUUCAACACCCUUCAAGCUUUCACGCUUGCCAUUGCGGGCCUUGCCCAGGCACUUCCCGAUGGCUGGUACGAAGGAACCACGCUUUCGAAUGGCACCAUGGAAGCCAAGCCUCUCGGUGCCAGCGACUCCAAGCUCUUCACCGAGAACUCCGUCAGCGAGCGUCUUGGGAGACGCUCCACAUCCUGCUGGGGCUCAGCUCUGGACCGAGCCGGCACCGAUGCUGCGGUCUCGGCUUGGAAGAACAAGGUCGGACCAACUGGAGCCUAUGCUCUCCGUUCCGGCAGCAACCCCAAGGCUAUCUGGUUCAUUCGAAGAGGCGCUAAAGUGUACUACUGCAUCAACGCACCCAGCAGCAGCGGAAGUCUUGAUCUUAUUGACAUCAAUCACGCCCUCAAGCAGAUGGACACUGCGUGCCCUCGGUACACUGCUGGUAACUUCCGGUGGGACGGGUCGGUGGAGAUCUUUGGCAAGGCGGCAGAGAAUAUUCCAAUCUGCCGAGGUUAA
Colletotrichum gloeosporioides is the source of this 513-nucleotide messenger RNA. RefSeq lists its product as uncharacterized. The coding region runs from base 1 to 513 and encodes 170 amino acids. Lineage: Eukaryota; Fungi; Ascomycota; Sordariomycetes; Glomerellales; Glomerellaceae. The record is from RefSeq and is a predicted model, not a curated record. The transcript is spliced from 2 exons.